UUUCUUUCAUGGCUUUGGACAUGGAAUCCUACGCCAAGUUAUUCUUGCUCUGGCUUCUUACAUUCCUCCUACUCGGAUCUUUCUUCAAGCGCUAUGUGAAUUAUCGAACAGCGCGCCUUCCACCGAGCCCACUAGCUCUUCCAAUAUUGGGCCAUCUCUAUCUGCUUGGACCACUCAUCCAUCGAUCCCUCCACCACCUCUCCAAGCGUUAUGGCCCACUCAUCCACCUACGCCUCGGAACUCUUGGAUCCGUUAUCGUCGUCUCCUCACCCAAGAUGGCUAGAGAAUUCCUUAAGGCCCAUGAUCUCAAUUUCGCGUCUCGGCCCCACUUAGUGGCACAAGACUAUGUCCCCAAUGCCUGUACAGGAUUCGCGUUCGCUCCAUACAGUCCAUACUGGAAGUUCAUGAAGAAACUAUGUGUCUCUGAGCUCUUCUCAAGCAAGAAAUUAGACCAAUCGAUGAAGAUUCGGCAAGAGGAGAUUCGUUCGCUGUUGGGCCAUUUCUUCGAGAAGUCUAGAUAUGGAGAGCAGGUCGAUAUUAAGGGGACACUUACUGCUCUAACGAACAACAUCAUAUGUAGGAUGGUUAUGAGCAUGAGGUGCUCAGGUAGUGAGAACGACGCCGAUGAGUGUAGGAAGCUGGUGGAGGAGGUUGUGGAGAUGGGUGGGAGAUUGAAUUUUGUUCAUAUAUUGCAUUCAUGGAGGUAUUUGGAUUUGUUCGGGUACGGGAAGAGGCUAAAUGUUGCGUAUGAGAGGUUCAUGGACAUUAUGGAGAAGAUCUUGAAGGAGCAUGAGGAGAAGAAGAUGAAGAAAGAGAUGGAUGGUGUCGAUGGGAUCGAUGAGGACUUGAUGGACACUGUGAUCAAGAUUACUCAAGAUGAAACCGCAGAGUUGAAAUUAAGUAGAGGCAGUCUUAAAGCUUUCUUUCUGGAUCUCUUCAUUGGUGGGACCGAAACUUCGUCGACGACCAUGCAAUGGGCCCUCUCAGAGCUCAUCCGCCAUCCUGAUGUACUCAAGAAGGCUAGAGAAGAGAUCGAGUCAAUCGUCGGGAAAGAUCGACUCGUUGAAGAAUCAGACAUUCCCAAUCUCCAUUACAUUCAAGCAAUUGUAAAAGAAACUCUAAGGCUUCACCCAACCGUUCCUCUCAUCCUAAGAGAAAGCAUUCAAGACUGCAACAUAGAAGGCUUCUCCAUACCCCACAAAACCAAGAUUUUCAUUAAUGUUUGGGCUAUUGGAAGAGACCCCGAAUAUUGGAAAAGCCCACUUGAGUUCCAACCAGAGAGGUUCUUAAAUUCAAACAUGGUGAGUAGCCAAUCUGCCAUCGAUCUCAAAGGCCAGAACUUCGAACUUAUACCAUUCGGGAGUGGAAGGAGAAUAUGCCCUGGGAUAUCUCUUGCAUUGCAUGUGAUACAUGCGACGAUUGCUGCCUUGGUUCAGUGCUUCGAUUGGCAGUAUGAUGGAUCAAUGGGCCAGUCUAAGAUUGAUAUGAAGGAGAGUGUGGGAUUAACGCUACGGAUGGACGGUCCGUUGUAUUACAUUCCCACCACCCACCGUAAUCCAUUGGCUACUUCAACUUAGAACAUGCAAUCAAGUUGGUUUUGUGCUUUAGCUCUCAUGUGGCAUGAUUGAGGAUUGAGAUAUGGCUUUGGCAAGAAGGUGGUCUCAGAACAGUAGGAAGAAAAAUGUGGACCAAAAAUAAUGGAAGGAAACGCAUUAAAAAUAAUCACGAUUGAGGACAUCCAGUUUCAUACUGAAAAAAAGGAGAUUAGGCUUGUAUUCUUGACUUAAAAUUGUAGGAAGUGUUGAGAUUGAGAAUGUUUUGGAUAGCUGUGUUGUGCUGUCAUGUGUUAUAUUAUUGCAAUGAUUACAAAUUACAUUACCUAUUU
Magnolia sinica is the source of this 1885-nucleotide messenger RNA. Its product is annotated as cytochrome P450 93A3-like. NCBI's taxonomy places the organism in Eukaryota, Viridiplantae, Streptophyta, Magnoliopsida, Magnoliales, Magnoliaceae. Bases 9 to 1577 code for a protein of 522 amino acids. The record is from RefSeq and is a predicted model, not a curated record. Gene Ontology annotation, molecular function: oxidoreductase activity, acting on paired donors, with incorporation or reduction of molecular oxygen; monooxygenase activity; heme binding. The transcript is spliced from 2 exons.